Coregonus sp. 'balchen' is the source of this 9081-nucleotide messenger RNA. The record is from the annotation of a GenBank genome assembly. Lineage: Eukaryota; Metazoa; Chordata; Actinopteri; Salmoniformes; Salmonidae.
AUGGCCAACAACGCCAUCCCACCCCUGAUGCUUUUGCCUACAGGGCAAAUGUGUUGGAGCGGAGUACUUCCAGGUUUCAUCCUACCCUCUUUCCCAAUUUUUUCUCUACUCUUUUAUACUCUCAUAUCUUCCUCAAUGGCUCUUGUUAGUGUGCCGGGAUUAGACUAUGACUAUGGAGCCCAGCCCAAGUUUGUUUGCACCCCGAUUCCAGCGGAAGCAGACCCCAGCUGCUUCACACCAGGUGGGGCAGCACACGGACCUGUCCACGACAGACCCAGCAGUAAUGGGCAUCAUGGACCUGCUGCAGGGGCGCCCAAUGGUAACGGCAGGAGGUCAAUGGGGAUAGGAAUAUCAGAUGAGGCCAAAUCCACCAUCCUGCACCUUCGCGAGAGCCUGGUGCGGCAAAAAGAGACCAUCUUAGACCAGCGGGAGACGAUCAGGGAACUGACUGCCAAACUGACCCUCUGUGAGGGCUUUGGCCGGGGGAUGGGUCAUCAUGAUGACCAUCACGACGACCACCAUGGACCCCCGCGUCACAACACCCAUCACCCGAGCUCGCACCACUCCUACCAUGAUGCUAACCACCACGGGAACCCACACUACCCACUGAACAAUGGGCAUCGAUCGGACCCACACCACCGAGGGAAGGACAACUCUGGGAGCAAGCAUGGGGCCUUCUCCCCUGAGCAGACUAGGAAAACACUACAGACACUCAAGGAGAGGCUGGAGAACUUGCAGGUAAGUGGGAACAACAACAAAGGAUGAGUAGGAAAAGGGAUAGGAAGCUUAUUUGCCUUUGUGUGAAUUUAAGUUAUCUUAUGCGUCACUAUGGGGUACUGUUUGUCUCGCUACUGACCUGAAAUGAAGCACGACAAAGGGUGUUCCGGCUUUCUCACAUGCCGUGAGGAUAAUCAGUGGCCUACAGCCCAAGCUCCAUCCAUGUGCAUGCGUAGGACGAACUAAGUUGAUUAGUUAACUAUCCUGACUCUCACCCUAGAGGAUAUAUUGCACUGAUCCCAUUGGAAUUUAUGAAGCCUAGGAGAAGGUCCUGUUGAGUGAUUGUAUGACAUAUGACCAUUGACACUAACAAUGAACUGAACACCGUUUUUUUUUUUCCUUCUUAAUUUUCCCAUGCAUUAAGGAAGUUCCUGUAUAUACAAAAUCCAACUUAAUUGACCAACAUUUUUGGGAUUCUGAAAGAUUAUUUUUUGGUUCUAAUUGAUUCUGUUUCUCACCAUCUGUGUUAUCAAUUUGCUUAAAGUGAUUAUAGCACUCUAUAAUGAAUUGUAAGACUUGCUAUAAGACUUGCUAUAGGCGUAUAUCCUAUACAAGCACUACUAACACCAACACUUCGAAAGUAGAGCCCAACCGAUAUGUAUUUUUUGGGUCCGAUAACGAUUCUGAUUUUUUUGUGUGACAAAACUUACUGAUGCCGAUUUAGUGUUUUACAGCAGGGAAAUCUUCCACACCAAGUUCUCUUAAAUUGCCAUCCAAAAGAUUAAUUGUCCAAGAAAUUUGCUUCAAAUGUUGAUUUCUUACAUUGUGAUAAUAAUGAAAAUGAGAAUGGGCGCUAGUGUUCAGAUAAGCAUGAGAUUCACUUUUUUUCCAUUCCAUUUAUUGAAUAUCGGUCAUUAAUAGAAUUAUCGGCCGAUAUAUCGGUAAAAAGCCAAUAUCGGCCGAUAAUAUAGAUGAAACAAUAUACAGUACCAGUCAAAAGUUUGGACACACCUACUCAUUCAAGGGUUUUUCUUUAUUUUUACUAUUCUCUACAUUGUAGAAUAAUAGUGAAGACAUCAAAACUAUGAAAUAACACAUAUGGAAUCAUGUAGUAACCAAAAAAGUGUUAAACAAAUCAAAUAUAUUUUAUAUUUCAGAUUCUUCAAAUAGCCACCCUUUGCCUUGGUGACAGCUUUGCACACUCUUGCCAUUCUCUCAACCAGCUUCACCUGGAAUGCUUUUCUAACAGUCUUGAAGGAGUUCCCACAUAUGCUGAGCACUUGUUGGCUGCUUUUCCCUUCACUCUGCGGUCCGACUCAUCCCAAACCAUCUCAAUUGGGUUGAGGUCGGGUGAUUGUGGAGGCCAGGUCUUCUGAUGCAGCACUCAUUCACUCUCUUUGAUGGCAUAUCGCUGCAGAAUGCUGUGGUAGCCAUGCUGGUUAAGUGUGCCUUGAAUUCUAAAUAAAUCACUGACAGUGUCACCAGCAAAGCACCCCCACAUCAUAACACCUCCUCCUCCAUGCUUUACGGUGGGAAAUACACAUGCGGAUAUCAUCCGUUCACCCACACCGCGUCUCACAAAGACACGGUGGUUGGAACCAAAAAUCUCCAAAUUUGGACUCCAGACCAAAGGACACAUUUCCACUGGUCAAAUGUCCAUUGCUCAUGUUUCUUGGCCCAAGAAAGUCUCUUCUUCUUAUUGAUGUCCUUUAGUAGUGGUUUCUUUGCAGCAAUUCAACCAUGAAGGCCUGAUUCACACAGUCUCCUCUGAACAGUUGAUGUUGAGAUGUGUCGGUUACUUGAACUCUGUGAAGUAUUUCUUUUUGAGCUGCAAUUUCUGAGGCCGGUAACUCUAAUGAACUUAUCCUCUGUAGCAGAGGUAACUCUGGGUCUUACAUUCCUGUGGCGGUCCUCAUGAGAGCCAGUUUCAUCAUAGCGCUUGAUGGUUUUUGAGACUGCACUUGAAGAAACUUUCAAAGUUCUUGAAAUGUUCCGUAUUGAUGGACCUUCAUGUCUUAAAGUAAUGAUGGACUGUUGUUUCUCUUUGCUUAUUUGAGCUGUUCUUGCCAUAAUAUGGACUUGGUCUUUUACCAAAUAGGGCUAUCUUCUGUAUACCCCCCCUACCUUGUCACAACAGAACUGAUUGGCUCAAACGCAUUAAGAAGGAAAUAAAUUCCACAAAUUAACUUUUAAGAAGGCACACCUGUUAAUUGAAAUGCAUUCCAGGUGACUACCUCAUGAAGCUGGUUGAGAGAAUGCCAAGAGUGUGCAAAGCUGUCAUCAAGGCAAAGGGUGGCUAUUUGAAGAAUCUGAAAUAUAAAAUAUAUUUUUAUUUGUUAAACACUUUUUUGGUUACUACAUGAUUCCAUAUGUGUUAUUUCAUAGUUUUGAUGUCUUCACUAUUAUUCUACAAUGUAAAAUUAGUAAAAAAUAAAGAAAAACCCUUGAAUGAGUAGGUGUGUCCAAACUUUUGACUGGUAGUGUAUAUCGGUCAGGCUCUAAAAAUAAAAGUGUUACCAAAAAACCUUGCUAUAAGACAUCAUAGAGGCCUAUAGCCUAUACAAGCAUUAAUAACACUUAUUAACACUGGUGGUCCAUAGAAAGUGUUACCAAAAAUUCUCUGUCUUGAGGGUGUUAAAGACAGUACAGCUGAGAUUGGAGUUCCGUCACCUAACAGGAUGUCUAUGCCACAAACCGAUGUCUAAGCAUUGCAGGGUGGUAGCCACCUUCAAUGCCAAUUAGCAUCAUCCAUGGUGACGAGCUAAUAAUCUGGGUGAGCUGUGGCAAUGGGUAAAGCCGGAUUUGAUCAGAGACACUGACAGAAGUAGAUGGAGGGAAGGAAGGAAGUUGACAGGAAGGUAGGGGCCGCCUUUAAAUGUCUUUAUCCCAACCAAAUUAUUUUUUAUCUGCCCACUUUAAGAGAUUAGGGGUAGCACAAUAUGACCGAAGUAAGCAACCCAGAAUGGGCUAAAGUAGAAGAGGUGUCUUUAAAACAAAACAUGAAUUUGAGCAUCCUUGAAAAAAUACGUUUUUCAGCUCUUUAAAAGUCCUAUUAUGGAAAUAAAUUCCAACUGAUAUUUUAGUUUGCUCCACAAAGUUUUAAUAACCAAGCACAUGGACUAAUAAGGUACGCAAACAUUUCCUAUAAUAACUAUGAAUAAUUUUCUCUUUCUCCAGGCCAGGAAUUCCUCCAGCUCCUACUCAAGCUCACUGAGAGACCUCCUGCAACGCAAAAUCAAUGCACUUGAGAAGCAGCUCAACAAUCACUACGGUGGGCAUCAUGAUCAUGAUCACCAUGAUGACCACCACGAUGACCACCAUGACGACCACCACGAUGACCAUCAUGACGACCACCACGAUGACCACCACGAUGACCACCAUGGACCCGGUCACCACGACGACCACCAUGAUGAUCGACACGAUGACCACCAUGUACCCAGUCACCACGACGAUCACCGUGAUGACCACCACGACACCCACACCCCCACCCCCACCCGCCACAACAACCGCCACAACAACCGUCAAAACAGUCACCAUGACGAACAUCACUAUGACCGACACUAUGACCGCCAUUAUGAUCGUAGCCAUGGCCGCCAUGACACCCACCAUAACGACCACAAUGACAAUCACCAUGAUGACCAUCAUGACGACCGUAAUGGCGAACACCAUGACGACCAUCAUGAUGAUCACCAUGACGACCACCACGAUCUUCACGAUGACCACCAUGAUGACCACCAUGGAAAUGGUCACCAUGAUGAUGGUCACCAUGGCAAUGACGACCAUGGCCAUCAUCCUCGUCCAUCCUAUAACAGCAAGCCGCCGGCUCCAAGACCUCUUGGCCGUGGACACAACAAGCUUGAAACUGUGCUCAGCCACCUUAACCACAGGAACACUGACCCUGGUAUUGAAACUCUGAUAAUAACCCACUUUGAUACUGUAUACUAUUUUCCAAGUUAUAUCAUGCAUUCCCAGUUGAAUUUGCAGGUACAGAUAUUCAGUAUCAGCUGUUCAUUGCUCAUAUUUUGUUGUUUUGUAUCCCAACAGGUACCCGGAAAAAGCCAAAGAGUCCAGAUGCUUUCCAGAUUGGCUUCCCUAUGCGCACUAACUACAUGUAUGGAAGGAUAAAGAGGACCCUACUCAACGAAAUCUUCGCCCUCAGCGUCUGCCUCUGGAUAAAAGGGGGAUCAGGGCCUGGCCUCGGCACGCCCUUCUCCUACUCUGUACCGGGACAGGCCAAUGAACUGGUUCUGAUCGAAUGGGGCAACAACCCCAUGGAACUACUGGUCAACGACAAGGUAAGAGCAUGAUUUAUUAUUUUGCGUAGUUUCACCUUGUGCCCCUAGUGACCAAUUUGCAAAGAUAUAUAUUAUUUUCCCUCACUUUUUACACACAUACACUCUUCUACUAUAAGGUUUCCUACUGUGAUGUGUCAGACAUACAGUGCCUUCAGAAAUAUUCAGACCCCUUGACUUUUUCCACAUUUUGUUACGUUACAGCCUUAUUCUAAAAUUGUUUAAAUAAAUACAAAUCCUCAGCAAUCUACACACAAUACCCAAUAAUAACAAAGCAUAAACAGGUUUUUAGAAAUGUUAGCAAAUGUAUAAAAAAUAAAAAACAGAAAUACCUAAUUUACAUAAGUAUUCAGAAAUUGAGCUCAGUUGCAUCCUGUUUCCAUUGAUCAUCCUUGAGAUGUUUCUACAACUUAAUUGGAGUCCACCUGUGGUAAAUUCAAUUGAAUGGACAUGAUUUGGAAAGGCACACACCUGUCUAUAUAAAGUCCCACAGUUGACAGUACAUGUCAGAGCAAAAACCAAGCCAUGAGGUCGAAGGAAUUGUCCGUAGAGCUCAGAGACAGGAUUGUGUCGAGGCACAGAUCUGGGGGUACCAAAACAUUUCUGCAGCAUUGAAGGUCCCCAAGAACACAGUGGCCUCCAUCAUUCUUAAAUGGAAGAAGUUUGGAACCACCAAGACUCUUCCUAGAGCUGGCCGCCCAGCCAAACUGAGCAGUCGGGGGAGAAGGGCCUUGGUCAAGGAGGUGACCAAGAACCCGAUGGUCACUCUGACAGAGCUCUAGAGUUCCUCUGUGGAGAUGGGAGAACCUUCCAGAAGGACAACCAUCUCUGCAGCACUUCACCAAUCAGGCCUUUAUGGUAGAGUGGCCAGACGGAAGCCACUCCUCAGUAAAAGGCACAUGAAAGCCCGCUUGGAGUUUGCCAAAAGGCACCUAAAGACUCUCAGACCAUGAGAAACAAGAUUCUCUAGUCUGAUGAAACCAAGAUUGAACUCUUUUGCCUGAAUGCCAAGCGUCACGUCUGGAGGAAACCUGGCACCAUCCCUACGGUGAAGCAUGGUGGUGGCAGCAUCAUGCUGUGGGGAUGUUUUUCAGUGGCAGGGACUGGGACACUAGUCAGGAUCGAGGCAAAGAUGAACGGAGCAAAGUACAGAGAGAUCCUUGAUGAAAACCUGCUCCAGAGUGCUCAGGACCUCAGACUGGGGUGAAGGUUCACCUUCCAACAGGACAACAACCCUAAGCACACAGCCAAGACAAUGCAAGAGUGGCUUCGGGACAAGUCUCAUAAUGUCCUUGAGUGGCCCAGCCAGAGCUCGGACUUGAACCCAAUUGAACAUCUCUGGAGAGACCUGAAAAUAGCUGUGCAGCAACGCUCCCCAUCCAACCUGACAGAGCUUGAAAGGAUCUGCAGAGAAGAAUGGGAGAAACUCUCCAAAUACAGGUUUGCCAAGCUUGUAGCGUCAUACCCAAGAAGACUCGAGGCUGUAAUCGCUGCCAAAGGUGCUUCAACAAAGUACUGAGUAAAGGGUCUGAAUACUUAUGUAAAUGUGAUAUUUCAGUUUUUUUUUUUUUAUAAAUUUGCAACAAUUGCUAAACCUAUCAGUCAGUUGCCCCAUUGGCAGCACAAGUGGAAAAUCAAUCACCUCAAGGCAAGCAAGCUCACACCUCAGUGUCAGGUGACUCCAUUCUCAUCCAAUCAGGCACCAGAAUUCAAUGUAUCUCCUGUCCUCAAGGAGCAUGGCAGGAGGCAGUUACAGUUCAGCUGCAGCCUGCUCUCACCCCCUGAGAGACAGUGGCCCUGUCCUCAUCUAUCAUCCUCCCUAAUGGCAUAAGACCACAGCUUACCUAGCACAGUCAUGCGAAGAGGCGUCUAAUGACAGGGUGGAGGUGAGGAUAAACACAUGGUCUGGGCCCAUACCUCAGCAUGAGGCAGGGUUUCCCGCAGACGAGGGGAUCUUUUUUUUAUUCUUUUAUUAUUUAACUAGGCAAGUCAGUUAAGAAAAAUUCUUAUUUACAAUGACAGCUUACCCCAGCCAAACCCGGACAACGUUGGGCCAAUUGUGCGCCGCCCUAUGGGACUCCCAAUCACGGCCGGAUUGUGAUACAGCCUGGAAUCGAACUAGGGUCUGUAGUGACGCCUCUAGCACUGAGAUACAAUGCCUUAGACCGCUGCGCCACUCGGGAAUUUGGUGGUGCAACCUGGGAGAUGCCUAGCUAUGGCACCCGAAGGAUAUGUUGUUAUGAACUGACACAAAAGAAAGCACACUACUUGAAAUGCGAUGGCCAUUUGUACCUGUUCAAAAAACCUGACAAAUCUUUCACGAAAUAUCAUUCAAAAAAAUGACAACAUGUGUUUAAUUUACCUUCUGAAGGUGUAAUUUUUCUAAAUGCCCAAGACAAUGACACUAAUACCCUGUUCUGUGACAGUCAAUUAACCUGGUAAUAAUCUCUCUUUCUCCGAACAGGCAGUGACCUUGCCCUUUUUACUCAUGGAAAUCUUUUGUUUAGACUCUUUGGAUUGAGCCAAUCAAUCAAUCAAUCAGCCAAUCAUGCAAUUAGUUAAUCGAGCCAUUGCCUCUAUUUCCCUGCACAGGCAGUGACAUUGCCCAUGGCAAUGACGGAUGGGAAGUGGCACCAUCUGUGUGUGACAUGGUCGACACACAAUGGGCAUUGGGAGGCCUUCCAGGACGGCGUAAAAAGGGGAUCUGGAGAGAAUCUAUCUGCAUGGCAUCCCAUCAAGCCUGGUGGAGUCUUUAUUCUGGGCCAGGAACAGGUACAACUAUAUGUUUCCUUUCUAUGAAUUUGCAUACUCAAAGUUCUGAAGAACAUAUAAAAGCUGGGAUAGGAACCGGAAAUUACUUGUCACACUUACAGUGUGUGUUUGCUGAUUUUAGGCUUUGUAGAACACAAAAAGCUGUUAAUACAAUCGUUAAAGCUGAUUAUCAUCUAGUUGUGUCCUGAGAAGACACAGGCUAUUGCCAAAAACUAAGCUUGGAAAUCAGUGCAUUGGUGACUGUGAUAUGUGGUUGUCUCACUUAGCUUUCUUAAGAUGAAUGCACUAACUAAGUCGCACUAGACAAGAGCGUCCAGCAGGUCUCAUAGACUAGACGUAACAUAGUAAAUGUAAAUCUGAGAGACUGAUAUUAGUAUGAUAUGUUACAUUUGGUAUGGUUACAUAAGACAGAAGGUUCCUUAAGGCAAAAAACGAAAGUAGGUUGGGUGGGCAUAUAACGCGAACAUUGCGUGUUCAAAUCUUAUAAUGGACAACUUUAGCAUUUUAGCGAAUUAGCAAUUUUGCAACUACUUACAUAUAACGCAAACGUCUAGCAACCCAAAGGUUGCGUGUUCAAAUCUUAUAAUAGACCAUUUUUGCAUUUUAGCUAAUUAACAAUUUUGCAACUACUUACAUAUAACGCGAACGUCUAGCAACCCAAAGGUUGCGUGUUCAAAUCUUAUAAUGGACAACUUUAGCAUUUUAGCUAAUUAGCAAUUUUGCAACUACUUACUACUUUUUUGCUACUUAGCAUGUUAGUUAACCUUCCCCCUAACCCUAACCUUAACAUGAGACUAGGUCAUGAGAUGGUUUAAGUACAAAGGUUGAUUGAUCUGAACUGCCUAGUUUUAGAACGUUGUUGGCAACUAACCAACCUUGUUGUAAAGGAAAAAAAGGUGGAAAACUCAAAGACUAGACAAAUCUGUUUAAAUAAUUGUGUCUUGUUCGUUAAUUGUGGGACAGAUAGUACUUGUACAUGUUUUGUGGUCCUUUAUUCUUAAUAAUAACGCUGUGCUUUCCUAACAGGACACCCUAGGUGGCCAAUUUGACGCCACCCAGUCCUUCGUGGGCGAGAUGUCAGACCUCCAGUUGUGGUCCCGCGUUCUCACGCCCAAUGAAAUCUACAGCCAGGCUUCCUGCGGAGGUCACCUGGCCGGUGACCUCAUCUCCUGGACAGAGGCAGUGGUCGAGCUUCACGGUGGGGUCACCAAAUACCCCUUCGACCCCUGCCACUAAGCACUAUCCCAUUCUGCCUCAUCAAAAUGUCUGAUCACCAAGCCCCUGAUGUCAGUCAACCAGC